Suillus clintonianus is the source of this 1485-nucleotide messenger RNA. RefSeq lists its product as uncharacterized. The coding region runs from base 1 to 1485 and encodes 494 amino acids. NCBI's taxonomy places the organism in Eukaryota, Fungi, Basidiomycota, Agaricomycetes, Boletales, Suillaceae. The transcript is spliced from 5 exons. The record is from RefSeq and is a predicted model, not a curated record.
AUGUCUACUGUUUCUAUGACUAGCACAGACUCUACACCCGAACCCUACAGACGCUAUCAAACUAGACACAACUCUACUCUGCAAGCACCAACAACACCUCGAACUCAUCCUGUGAAGGCCACUGGGGGUGUUCAAAAGUCCAAUUUGACUCUAAAGCCACUUGCACCAGUUUUACAACUAAGUAAAACUGGGGCUACAGCAGGCCCAAAGACAUCUGAAAUCCCUCUCCAAGAGGUUCACCAGGACAUCCUGAAUUCAGUCAAGUUACGGGCCUCUGUGGAUACUACUAUCAGUCUGAAUCCUUUGUUUGAUGAUGAUGAUGAUAGUCUCCAGCGGUUUCUUCGUUAUCAUCAGCUUACAUCAAAUGGGCGAAACAUUUUGAAAGAAUUAACUAAACUACCUCCAGAGACGGGCCGCAUCAUGGAAUUCCACGAUGUUGGCGCGCGGGAAUAUGAAGUAAUAGAAGAGGUGCUAGGACAAACGGGCCGGGUAUCCAAGCCCAGGCUGACUUACGAUUACGAAAAGCACUCCCUCCUUGUCGAGAUGCCCAGUGCCAUCCAUGAAGCACCUUUCGAUUGUUUGAAGGAAUCCCUAGGAGUUGCCAUGUCAUUACUUCCUUACGAACACGAUCUGAUCUAUUUGAUGAUCCACAUGAACUCAUCGCUCUCCGUCAACCGUAAAUCGGUGACGCCUGACAUCUGUAUCACGGUCACAGCAGCAAAGGGACCAACCCAAACCAUGUUAGUUCCGUUCAUUGGGGAGUGCGCGUGCUCCGAGGACAAGGACCAUGCCAUCCUUAAACUAAAAAACACCAUCGCUGCUCAUCCUCACGCCAAGAUGGCCGUCCUGAGCCUAGUUCACGAAGCGCAACCUUACAGCAGUCCCGACGAUGAUUCUUUUGCAUCGGAGACCUUUUCCAAACUCAAAGAACCACUCCCGCUUGAAGAGUUCAUCACCGAACGCCUCCCGCCAUGCAUGCCCAUCACUGUCGCGGAUCAUAGCUGUUGUUACAUUAGUUCAGUCGAGUUUUUCGUUUGGGUUCGGGGAGACGAUGAAGACAUUAUCGACCUUGAUAACGACGACGCUGAUCAUAUGGCACAUGGGACGUUAUUGCCCCACAUCAAGAUGGACGCCGUCAAAGCUAUGUUGACGCGGGGAGUAGGGAAGAUCAGAGAUAGCUUCGUCUCAUUCUCCAAACAGCUUAACCCCGAGAUUGACUGUACCGAACUCGAGGAAGCCGUCAUCACGCUUCCCACCAGGUGGAAUGACUACGUCAUAGCGUUGAAUAACGGUGCGGAUGUUACCGCCUGGAGGAGGUAUCAGACUUGGCACGAAGACGUUAUUAGUGACCUCAAGAAGGACCCCUCGUACGUACCACCCUCAAACGCAGGAGAAGCGUCGGGCAGCUCGCAUGAACGCUCCAAGCGCAAGCGCAAGCGCACGAGCACGUCACUUCCCCCUCACAAAUCGAAACGUGCCUUGUAG